GCUGUAUAAAAUAACAAAUAGAUAUGAAAAAAAAUAUUAAAUAGAUAUUUUAAGUUAAGUUUAUUGUAGUGAUCAACGUUCUACGCCUUCGCCCAACCCAAAAUUAAAAUGCGGAUUACUAUUAUGUGAAACACUUAAAAGUGCAAUAAUUAAAAAAAAAACAGUCUUUUUUAAUACUGACCGCGAAGGUUGGUGGAAAAUAGUUUUAAUUUCAUUACGACUGAUAUAAUAAGUUAAAAUAAGAAAUGGAAGACGGUGAUAGCAAUUUUGGCUUUCCAGAAGCUGGAACAUGGAACUCCACAAAGCAUAUACCGCUCGAAAAUAUGAAAAUUGACGCGCCUAUGAUAUGGCUUUUGUGCUCCUUACUGACAUCAAUUACGUGGGUUACAUACAUCACUUUCUAUAAUUCUCGUCUUAUCGGUAUGAUAAUUACAAAAAUCGCAAAUCGAUGGUUUAUCAAAGGAGCAUAUUUUAAAAUCGGAUCAGUAGCUUUAAAUCCUUUAGCUGGAAAAAUAAUGUUUCGCGAUUUUGCGUAUAUCACUUUUGAUUAUUCCGCACGUAUACAAGAUGGUUAUUUCAUAUUUCGUUGGUGGCGAUCUUAUGUUCCAAAAGAUGUCUCCGAAGAUCUUUCUCAUUCUGAUACCCGGUUGUCUGUUCAAUUGAAUGGGUUUGAGCUUCAUAUAUAUAAUCGUUCCGAUUUAUAUGAUCAAUUAGAAAGGACAUUUGGACUUAAACCAUCUUUACUAAUACCGACUGAUAGCCUUUCUUCAGAGGAACGAAAUAAGUUGAGAGAGCACACAAUGAAUUUGGAGAACACACGUAAAAGUAAACGUGAUAGUGUUAAACAUUCCGAAGCAAUGAAAGCGACAACUUGGCGUGAUCUCAUACCGGUGAUAAAAAUUGAUAUUUGCUCUGGACGAUUUGUUUUUGGAAAUCGAUUAACUCCAACUACUCUUUCCAUUUCUAUGGAAGAAAUGCGUUGCACAUAUAGUACAAAACCGGCAGUAUGCCGCCUUGAUCAUUUUAUGCACUUUAUCAAAGCGAAUGUAGAGAAUGCAAAAGUAAUGUUUGCGCCAAGUCCAAAGUAUACAGGACUUGUUGAUGAACCACCUCGUUACAUGGGCGAAGGAUUUGUUGUGAUGAUGUCCAAUCAGAUGGAAUUGUAUUAUUAUAUGGAUGAACCUGGCGUGGUACCUGAUGAGCCCGUGCAUAUUAUUUUAGCUAAUGGUGACAUAGUUGAACCAUCACCACCAGUAUUGGGUUUAAAUAUAAAAUGUCUAAAAGGCACUGAUUUUAGUUAUGGCCCUUGGGCAGAUAGGCAAAGAGAUCAUUUAUUUAAAUUUUUUUAUCCACCGGAUUGGAUGGAAAUGAAAGUAACUCCAACCCCAAAACCUGGUGAAUUAAGAAGUUAUCAGUCUUUUGAUGUUACAUUAUGUGUUUUAAAUGAAGCUACCAUUGAUAUUCUCUUUUCUAAGGAUAAGGAAACGAACGCUAUGCAUAUCACAGUUGGUCCAGCGUCUUAUGUUGAAGUAACUAUACCAUGGGUAACACUAGUCGAUGGCUACACAUCAAAAAUACAAGGUCAAUUAUUUCAUGUUGAAGCAACAACUUCACUUCAAUAUCGGAGUUUAGCUGAAUUUGAAUCACUUGAGUACAAAGUACGUGUUUACUAUCCAACAAAAUGGAAUGCUCCACAGGACUGGAGCAUAGCUUUAACUGGUUGUAAAGCAACUGCUUUUAUUGUCUACAAGCAUAAGUGUUUCUUUCAGGAUCUCAUUGAGGAUUGGGCAAGCAAGGCUCGUCCAGAUAUUUUAUCUUUUGUUCCUUAUACUUGUAAAUUCAAUAUUCUUUUAAAUGAAUUCGAAAUUUUAACCUUGUGUAACGAAUAUAACUGGAUUGAUUGCUCAAGUGCCAACCAAGAAAACAAUCACUUAGCAUUUUGCGGUGAUGUUUUUGAUAUGAGUUUUUGUCUACCAUUUGAUGACUUUUUGCCAAAGACUGUGACACUUAAAUUUUGGAUACAUGGAGAAGGAUUGGAUCUUAGCUUAUUUAUACCUGAAGUCUCAUCAACACAACCGAUAGUAUUAGCGAUUGAUGAAAAUGCAAAACUACUAACGCGUGGCGGAAAAAUAAAAAGUCGUCCAGAAUUGUACACAAAAAAAUGGCGAAAAAUAUGUCAGAGAAGUUCUGGUUGGAUUGAUUGCUGGACAGUUCCAAUUGUAGCACUUUCUAUUCAGUACAUAUAUCAUCCUGUGCCUCCUUUGGGACCAGAUCCUCAAGCCGACAUAACUACGCCAGAAAAAGAAGAAAUUCUAUUGAGUCCUAUGCGCAUACCUAAAACUCGUAAAUCACCUGUUAACAACUGGAAAAAGCCAGAGCAUUAUAAAUUUGACCCAGGAACCCUAGCAGCUGAUCAAGUAACAGUGGAGCUUGAAAUUGGCUCAUCGGUGUUAAUGUGUUAUGGCAAUGUGUUGCGCAAUUUUAUUAAUUUAAAAGAAAAUAUUUUUGGUGAAGAUCAAAACUUCACAGAUAUGGAACAGUCGAAUGUUAAAGUUAAAAAUACAACCAGCACAAUUAAUCCCAAAGAUCAAUUACUUUCAAAGGAGAAAGACAUAGCUACAAAGUCAAUUUCAGAAGUUACUGUUAUUGAAGAAAAACAAAAAUCGUUUGAUCCGCGUCUUUAUCGACCUUUGGAGGUUCUAGUUUCACUUAUAGUUCACGACGUACAGGCACAUCUUAUGAAAAAUUGUAAUGAAACUGAUCCGCCUUGUCCAGUUGUGCUUAUAGAACGUUUUGGUUUUGAAAUGAAUAAACGUUAUCAUGAGACUAUACUCCAGGUUUUAGUCAGUCCAGCGUACCUUAUAACGUCCGAUACACUUAUUCGUCCAAAUCGGGAUAAACAUAUCAAUCAAGGGCACUUAUUACUUUCAGCAGUACAGGUACGUGGGCAUGCAAUGUUUAGCAAUGAGGGCUGUGAUUUAGAUGAAGAUACAUUAGAAUAUUCAUGGUUAGUAGAAGUACAGCUGGGAAAAUUAUCCGGCAAAUUAACUCUGCCGCAACUUUGCAAUGUCGUAGUUAGUCUCGAAACUCUACUACUAUUAACAGUAGAUCCAGAAAAUUGUUUAAAAUCUCCGAAAACAAUACGAAACUGUCACCAUGGUGUACCCACUAAUCAGUGCCCAUACACAAAGGAGGAAAACAAAUACAAAUGCCCUUCAUCAGAGGAUAUAAAAUACAAAAUGACAAGAUUAUCAAUGGACGCAAUUGAUAUCUAUUUGGUUGAAAGUGGAACAGCAUUGCACACAUGGAUAUCUCCAAUAAGAUUUUCAAAUUGCAAUCUACACGGCCAGAAAGUGAAAUCUGGUAUUUCAGGACUGCUACCAAGCAUACUUUUAAGACUUUUCAUUCUUAAUAACGGUUGUUAUUCAAACAUGACAAAUUCUUUUAAUACAAAUACAACUGGAAGUAAUCGUUCUGGAAAGAUAAGACGCUCUGAACAAGAUUCAGUGAAGUCAGAAAUUCAUCAUCAACAACCUAUGACUAAAGUCAAGCGCAGUUCUAAUUCUUUUUCUCAACGACGUGACUCAAGAGAAGAGGGUUCACGAAAAUUACGCGAGAGUUUUUCCGAAGUUAAACGAGAUAAUGAAUUUUUCGAAAAUUGGCUCGAAGUUGGUUGCACGUCAUUUGGACCAAUAUUACUUGAAGGUGCAUCAGCACUGCCAAUUCCAAAUCACAAACUUCAUAUUGUGCAGCACAACUUUUUACGCGAACAUGACGCUAAAUAUAAACGACUAUGGUUUCUUUGGACGAACAAUGGGACAAUGUCUACAUGUAAUGAAAUUUCACGUUGUGGCUGUAUUGGAGGAUGCGCCUUUUUCGGAAGUAAUCGUAAUGGAAUUAAGUUCUUUAAGCCUUCUGUUCAGGAUAUGCAGGAUAAUUACAACAUUGCAAGAUAUCAUGUUUUGAAUAAUAAUAAAGACUACGGAUUUGGUGAAAGUAUUCUCCAUCAAGGGCAACUUGUAUUUCAUACUCCGCCAUAUAGCUUACAACUACUAUUGCAUGACAGUAGCGAUUUUAACGGCAAAAGUAAACAUUAUUGCUUUUCUGCUGACAUACGUAAUGGCAGUCUUAAAAAAUCGGAACAAAGUAGUAAAGAUUUUGCUAACAAAUUUAAAUGUAGUACUUCAAUUGACAAACAGGAGAUAAACGGCCGUAAGUCUCAUGAAAGCAUUGGGUCACCAAAUACGCUGGAAAGACGUAGAGAGAGUAAACGCUUUUCUUACACAACAUCAAGACAAACUUCUGUUGAGGUGCCUUAUGCUCGCUUACUUGAUAGUCCAUCUAAAAAAGUUUUACUGCAAGAUUCCAAUGAAUCACAAGAAGUUUCAUAUAGACGUAGUUCAGAUUCUAAUAAAUCAUAUAAUAAUACACUGCACAUAUCUCCACCAAAGACAAGUAUUUCAGAUUCUAGGUUAACCGGUGAAGAUGACGUUGAAAAGGAUAUUAAAAUUCGUGAUGAUAUGUCACAUUCAGCACCGCACUCACAUCCAUUAGAAUUUGAAAACAAGGACACACAUCUUCAGUCACAAUAUUUAAGUGAUAUUUCAAAUUGUGAUAAUUUAACUCGUGAAGUUCAGCGAACUAUUUCAUUAACAUCAGAAAAUCCAUCUGAAUUAUUUUUCUCAGCUGAAGAGGACAUAUCAAAUAUUAUAUCCCAAAGAGGUUCAAUAAAGUAUCGCAAUGCAUCAGGUGUCUUUUCAGGCAAAAAACGCUUUUCAUCUGAUUUAAGUAUUGGUAUACAAAAUGAGAACUCUGCAUUAACGCUGCCAACAUAUCGUAGUGACUUAGAAAUUCAUGCACCUGAAAAUAACAAAACUGUUCCAAAGAGACCACAAAGCUCCACAGAGUUGAACGAAGACGUGAGACGUAUUAAUGGUCUUGCUACACCAAUCAGAAAACUAACGAACAUUUCAUCAAGACCUGAGUAUCGACAUUUCGUUAUCGAUAUUGGAUCACGAGGAUCAUCUUCAGGUACUCCAUCAUUAUCUUCGAACUCAUUUAUUUCAGCGAUGUCAUCGCAAGAAGAUGUUGCAUUAGUUAAUCUACAUCAACAAGUUAAUCGGCCAAUUAUCGACUCACCACUUCUUAUGGCCAGUUAUUUAAAUCAUUUGUCGCAAGUGAAGUGUUUUAAUUGGACAUCAUGCUCUUUUCCCUUUGGACCGGAUGUCUUUUCAACGCCACUCUUUUAUGAAAACGAAGAUGGUGGUCUUACUUAUAUAGGCAGCAAAAUGGUACCGCACUUUGAUACGUACGCCUUCUGGCGGGAAAUAAAAGUUGUUCCGCGGUAUGAAAAUAAUACAGGUAGCAAUAGCUCUGCGACAUUCUUUAGUGGGCCGAAAUCUCAUCCAUGGGAUCCUAGUAUACUACUGAAAGAGGAGGAAAAUGAGAAAACUUCAAAUGGUUUCGACGAUGGAGAAUUCAUAAGCUUACAGUCUGAAGGUGCUGCAUGUACGUCGGUUGUUGCUCGUUGUAAAGGACAAGCUAAUGUCUUCCUAACACCACUACUUUUGGAGGGCUUACAAAGAAUGGUUGAGUCAGUUAUUCCAACAAUUUCUUCAAUGCACUUACUUUCGGUUGUCAACUACAUACACUCAUCCUGCGUCGCUAAAGUCAAGAAUGAUAAUAUUUUAAAACGUGAUCAAAGCUUAAGUUAUUGGUCUCAGGUACAUUCCAAUUCAAAACGAUCGACAACUGAACGUAACCUACAAGGACCUGGAGAUUCUUUCUUAAGCGAUGUGUAUGAAGAAAGCAUAUCAACAAAAACACAAGGAUUGAUUGUAUUACCGAAAGUGAGCAUAACUAUGCUGCAGUCAUCUAUUAUUGAAGAAGUGAUUUCUAUUGCCGCAUUGGAUAAUAUGCAGGAUCUUAGUUGUGUGUCGCUGCUAACGUUUUAUAUAGAAGGUGUUUCAACAAAAUUCCAUUUGGGUAAAACAACGCGUGCUUCCAUGCAUAAUGUUUAUAUACAACAAACCGUACAAUCUGGCAAUAGUCAUAAGAAAGGUGGUAUAAUGAAAGGCACUAGGGCAUUGCUAGCACAUUUGUCAUCUCAAAGUCGACCCGAUAAUAUACAAGGUGAACCAAUUUUAAUAGAAACAUCUGAGAAACAAUUGGAAGAGUUGGUAAUUACAUUUGAUGUGGGUCGUGCCCAUGCUCAAUUAAGAAGACUGAAAACGGAAAGUAAUGGCAGUCAAGAAUCACCAAUUAUAGUUACUGCUAUACCGGAACACAAAAGUAAGGUACUCUUUGAGUGCUUAAAAAUGCCGGAAAGUACUGGCAUUGAUAGUAUUGGUUAUAUUAUAUUUGAGUGCGGCUUAGAAGGUGUGGGUGUGAAAAUUGUGAAACGUUCACAUUUUGAAAAAUCUGAAAAUACAAAAGAAGAAUUGGCUGAGAUAACAGAAAGCGCUGCUAGUGGUGUAACUCGUCCCAUAAAUUUAAAUGAUUUAGUUGGUUCAAAUGCAUCUAAUAUUGGAGAUGUAUCUGCCACUUCUAAAGCAGAAGCUGCAUGGAGAUUAAUAACUAAAAAACCACCAACACCAAAAACACCUAAAGAAAAAUUUCAAAACGCUCUGGAAAAUAUUAUAAUACCAGAUAAAGGAUAUGCCGGUAACGAGAAUCGAAAACAAAAUCCAAAACAAAUGGACGAUGAAUUUGAGAAAAAUAAGAAUAGUAAAAAACCAGAAGGUUUUCAUAAAGUUUUAGAUAAUAUCAAGGAGACUGAUAAAACGUCUUCCUGCGUGAUAGAGUUAAAGUCUGUAUGGUUUAAUUUUGCUGCUCCACCAUGUGUUCCAAUAACACGUAAAAUUGAUUUAACCAGGUUGGAUUGGAAUUUAUUAAGUACUGCAUCUCCUGCCAUAACUGCUUGGAUGAAUCCGAGUAAUUGUUUGGCUAUUAAAAUUGUUGCAUUGCUAAGAGCUUUACAUACAAGACAUACAGCUAUAGCAGCUUGUCUGAUGGCGGAUGCAUUGGAAAAUGAGAAAAUACAAAGAAAUCCCAAGAUCAAAAAGAGUCGCUACUCCAAUAAUUAUACUCUACUCUCUAAGACAUUACAAGAAGAUCCUAGUUGUCAAUUGUGCUAUAUUAUGCAAAAAUUAGUUUUAGAUGAAGGCGUCCAAAAAAUUGAAACUAUUUUUAAGAAAUCCGAUAUUCCCCAUCUUAACACUUUGAGACAGGGAAUCAUUGUCUUAAGUCGGCAAUGGAAAAAUACUCUAUAUAAUCCAAUUUUGUUUGAGCAUCAAUAUAAGAAAAAACUGGCACGACCUAUAAAUGUGACAUUUUCUUUUCCACAAAAUGAAGAAGAAUGUGAAGACCAAGAAUUUGAAGCAGAAGCUGAAAUUGGUACUUAUACAGGCAUUGGAGAAAAUCCAGAAGAGAGUGAGAAUGCUUUAUUACUUGGGCAAACACAUCAUCAUCGAACUCAUAUUGAUUCUUCACAGUUUGAAAUAAAUUUUAAUAAUGAAGCAAAUCAACAUCUUACCUCACAAAGAUCUGCACCCACAUCUCCAAAUAUUGCAACUUCGCGUAGAGUAAAACCACCCAUCAAAGGAUCUACUUUAUCACAUGGCAGCUCAUCGCGUUCCAGCAUUCAAAUGUUGCCAAUUAUUUCAGGUUUGGUAGAAAAGCAAAUUCCUGAAAUAGAGUACGGAGCGUUGCAAGAGGGUUCAUUAAGUUCUACUAAUUCAGUGAAUAAGUUUUGGUUUGAUUCGGAAAAUGCCAAGGAAGAUUUAUACUUUUGGAUGGCAAAACAACAGGAAAAUAAAAUAAAAGAAAAUAUAAAAGAGAAAGAAAUUACACGACCGGUGCCUCCAAAAUUAACCACGCAAAGUAGCACACGUAGUGGAAUAUUGCAGGACUCCAUUAAAUUACUGGAUGCACAUUUGAUAUUUGAACCAUUGCUGACAUGCUUGGGUGUAAUGCCACAGCAAAUGGUGAACAAAUUUACAAAUUCUGAUAUAUCAUCGCUUGAAAAUUUUGGCACAAACCUGUCGCUUAUUGGUACUUUCGAUUCGAUACGUGUGGACAUAGUUGUUAGCGAAGCUGGAGAUAAGAAAACUAAUAAGCCGACUAAAAUAAAUAAGAAAUCUAAUAUGCGGCCUUCAAUAAUGAUAGAUACUCCACUGUUUCUUUGUGAACGUGUUGGCAUAGAAUUAGAAGUAAUAAAAAUGUCUGAUGGUAUGGUAGACCAAGCGCGCCAGAACGUUAUAUAUGUAUCAAGAAGGCAAUUGAAGAAGCACACUAGUACUGUUAUUAAUUUCAGCUUAAAUAUUCGCUUCAUAUCGCAGCAGGUCAACAUGCCACUUUUGCGUUUGCUGCAUCAAAUAACCAGUAUGUACCAAAAUGUUAAGGACGCCCAAAAUGAGUUUCAUGAACGUCCUGAUAUUGUAAAAAAAUCGCACACAAAAGAUGAGUGCAGUCUAGCCUCAGAACCAAAUGAGGUGUUUGGCUCAGUUUCGGAUCAAUUUAAUCAGAAUGAAAAUGUAUCAGAUGAAAGAUAUGACAAGUUUCAUGAAAUGGUUUCAGUUAGCAAUCCAACUGGAAGUAAAAUCCGUACGAGUGGUAUUGGACCGUUAAUUCAACUUACACCAUCACCAAGCGCUAAAAACCGUCCACAAAGUUUUGCUCAAAAGUUACGCUCAACUGGGAAAUCCGUAAAGGGAAAAUUAGGUUACACCAAUUUGAAUGAAUCGAACUCUUCACCGCUGCGAGAUAGUCCAACAACAUCAGCAAGUGAUCAACAUUUAUUCAAAUUAUCGCUUGAAUCAAAGGUUUCAUUAAAUGGUGCUGGUAUACCUGUUGCACCAGGAGAACAUAAUGUUACCAAUAAAACCGAUAGCGGACUAAUACCACCUCUAUUGGAAACUUCUAAUUGCUGGAAAACCAUAUACCAUUUGUUAGAAUUAUAUGGAACCAUGCCUGAAACAAAAACCAUUCAACGUAGUUUUGUGAUACAUGACAACCAAGAUACCAGCAAAAAUUCUAGAAAAUCUGCUGGUUUUUCAUAUAGUAGACAAGAGACUCGCAAUGAAGACGAUGAUAUAGCUAGUGCUCGCAUCUCGUUGCCACAAAACCGAGAUAUGCUAGCGGAACCCGUUUCUUUUGAAAAAACACGUUUUGUAAUUUUCGGAGUUGCAAAAAUUCAUAAAACCCGGCUAUUAGCUACAUUAAGUGGUUUAAAAUUAGAAGCUGAAAUCACAACACUAAAUAGCAGUACCACUUGGCGUAAAAAAACGCGUCCAGUAUCCUUAGAAUGUUCGCUAACUGGACAAGUUGGGAGAGCUAUGAUUGUACUUCUAGAAGGGGUAGCACCAAAUCAACAAACUGUAGUGAAAGUAACUGUUGGCAAAAGUCAAACACUUUACUCCAGCUUAACUAAACGAGGAAAAGAUAAAAAUAGUGGUCUUUUAUCAAUUGGUCCUGUAAAUAUUGAAAUACCUCAACAUCCUGUCGCGCUACAUAGCAUGAUGACGCGUAGUUCUAAACAGUUGUCCUCUACUUUACAAGAACUACGAGUUGGCCGCAAUUCCGGACGUAAUACUACACGAGCACAUAAUGCUGAUGAACCUGAUUCUCCGUUUCAUACGCGUACGUCUGGGGUUAAUAGUGAUUUGAAAGAAAAAAGUCAACAAUCAAAUAAGAAGUUCUCCACACAAUUGAAACCCAUGGCACAACAAAACGGGUUACUUCAACCACUAGUGAUGCAAUUUAAUAUAUUGCUACAAAGUUUGUCAGUGAAUGCAGCGUUGCUGCCAUCGUUACAGGCGCAAUAUCGUAUGAAUCAUGUCAGUUCCACCGGUGUGACGGGCAACCGUGCUAAAUUUGUAAUAGACUUGCCGACACAUACGCUUAGUUUUACAACAAAAAUUGCAGUCAGAAAUGAAAUGAAUUUACCGUCAGAAGCUUGCAUUGCACUUCCACCAGUACAUGUUAGUGCAGAAUAUAUACCGGAACAUAGACAUACUCAAGAGGAUAUGGAAAAGGUGGAUGGAGUUGUUCUACGACAAGGAGGAUAUGUCAAUGCCUCGGCUGAAAUUGGAGAGUUUGAAAGAUGUUUAACAACAGAUCUCCUUAAUCACUUAGUUUUUGUACAAAAAGUGUUUAUGCGAGAGGUGAACGAAGUUCUACAAAAGGUUUAUGGAGGUGAAAAACCAGUACCGUUAUGGGCUGAGGACAGCGAUGUAGGAAGUGUACAGGAGUCUUCGCUUAAACGAAUACUUUUUUCUAUCAACAUAUCGAUGAAACGAAUUCAGUUAACUGCCACUACUCCUUGUUCGUCGGCGGUUCGUUUUGAAACAGGCACUUUGGAAUUGCAUCUCUCAAAUCGGGUUAAAAAUUUGGGUUUAGGAGAAAGUAAUGAUCGAAAAAUGUUUGGAAAAGCUCAUAUCGAUUUCAACCUCUCUCUGGGUCAAAUUAUUCGGCAUGUUAUUUUUGACGAAGCUGAGCCGGAGUAUCAGCAAUAUGCCUUUUUCCACACUACUAUCGGCUUGCGUAAUGCAUUCCAAGAUGAACUACUUAAUGAAGAUAAAGAAUUGAUAUUACUUAAAUUAAAGCGUCCUUUGGUAUACAUUCAACCGAUAGCUGUGGACAAAGCCAUAUUAGUUUGGUUGAACUACAAAAAUGCAUACGAGUAUUGGGCUGAAAAGCGUGCAAAUUUAAAUUACGAAAGUACUCAGCAAACACAGCAGGUUUUCGAUCGUGUGGCUUUUAGUCAGUUUAGCAAUAUUGCUGCUCCUAAUCUUUCCACCUUAUUCUUGCAAUUGACUGUAGAAGACAUGGGAAUUUGUUUGCCAUUAAACCAAGUUGCAAAUUCAUGGACUAAUCGUUCUUAUCAAGAUUUUGAGCCAAAGGGGGCUGUUGUUAUAACGCUGGAGAACACAAUAAUUUCUGCUUGUAAUUCUGGAUCUCUUGUAUCAAAGGGUAAAUUUCAGGGAUUAUGUUUACGAUUUGCUGAUGAUUUUGAAACCAAUUUGGAUGAUUGGAAACCAAACUCAAAUGAUCCAAUGAAUGUGUGUAUUGUAUCAGAAGGUACAUACGAAGUUUGUUCGCGUACCACAGCUGCUAAAAAAAUGGAUAAUGCUAAAUGGCUACUUAAUGUAAAAUGGCAAAUGGAAGGUGUGGAUAUACAUUUAGAUGUAAAUAUUGGUAAACAAUUAUCUUCUUUGGGACACACUCUUACAAUGUUGACGGGCUUUGAAGAUGAAGAGACAAAUAUUGAAUCACCGGAUAGUGAUGAUGGAGAUCAAAUGCACGAUCCUUUUUCACGUCGGCGGGAGUUUGAGAACUUGCCUUCCUUUAUGUUUGACCCUACCAUAGAUCCAAAGAAACGUUCGUUUCUAAUGGAGAAGGAAAUUGCAGAACAACUGAAAAUAAUCAAUGAUUUGCGUACCUUAGGUGCAUCACAUAACACAAUUGCUCACGAAGAGCGUCGUUUGCAAGAAUUGCAAGCAAUUUGUUAUAAAUAUUUCCGAAGAGAUAUGAUACAGAAGCUUAAACGCCCAACAAUAAGAAGAUCAAUGAAAAACUCUAGCCGUUCAUAUUCAUUUAUAGGUACCUCCUCAAGCCGCGAACCAAUGGAUGAUAAUGGAGAAAAUUACACAUUCCGUCGCUUGGAUCCCAUUGCUUCCAAUGACGAGAUAUCUAGUCUUCAAAGCACACCAGUAUCAGGGCAUUCUCGCAGCGCUUCCUUAAGAACGUGUCCGGCUAAUAGAGUAACAUUUUCUGAAACAAUGAGGCAAACAUCUUUGCCGAAUGCAGACACUGAUACAGAAAUUCAAGAUAAUGACACUGAUUGGAGAACUCACGGAGAAACUGUUACAAAUGAAAUGGAUAUUGACGGCACCUCCGUUGAAAUGCGAAGAAAAUAUGGACAUCAAAAGCAACAGGAGCCAAAUGUUGAUUUUGAAUUGGAUAUUAAAGUGCUAGUAAAUUCGGGAAAAUGUGUGCUACACACGAAAGAAAAUAGUGAAGAACGAUAUUUAAUUUCUGGUCCAACAACAGUGAAAACACACAAACGUGAACGAAGUAUAGGAAACGAAUGGGGUAGUCCAACACCUUCACGUCGUCAACGUGAUAAGAGUAAAUUAAGAUAUAAUACUUCCAAUAGCGGUGUGCUAUCUGACCUUACUAUUUUCCACAUCCCUGGCCUUGAUGUGAAGUUACACUACCAAUCAAGAACUGUUUAUGAAACAUCAGAAACAGUUCGUGUUACAAGUAGUGAAAGUCAUUACUCAGCAACAUCUGUCAUAGGUCGUCGUAUUGGAAGUAAACGUGCAUCACUUUUUGCUUGGAUGACAUUGCAAAGCAUACCCGAAGAAACUAUAAUUUCACCGCAUAUAUUAGAAUUUUUAGAGCAAACCUUAGAGCCGAUUCCAACAAAAACUGAAAAUAAUGGCGGUCCGCAAACUCCAUCAAACAAUCCUGUAAACUUAGAUAUAUUGCCAACAAACUACGUAACGUAUGCGUCAUUUCCAGUGGAUGUGAUAGUAUACUUUCACAUGCAACCAUCGACAUUCAGAUUUUCCUGCUUGCCUGUUUCUCGUGUUGAAUGUAUGUUACAGCUUCCCAGUUUAGAUAUAGUAUUUAGUUCAAAGCGUUCUUUAGAAGAAGAACAAAAUCAACAAGAGCAUAUGCAACUCACUGAUAGGGGAACUGAUAAGGACAAAACACCGUCUGGCGGCUUAAGUGUGACUGGAUGUCUAGCAGAUUUCAAUGUUUACAUUUUUCAUCCUUAUGGAGGAAAAAAGACUAACGUUAAGGAAGCACAAUUUUCUCCGCUCACUGAUAAUGAACGAAAAGACUCAUUGAGUACAAAUGUUGAGUUCGUUAAAUUUCAUAUAACUCGAUGUCGCAAGGUUUACGUUGAACCUUCAAUAACCAGUAAACGUUCUGUAGAUCAAUCGCGAGCAGUAAUACGUUUCUCAACUAUAGUUGACAUUGGAAGUGCUUCUUUUAAGUAUGAUAUGAGGCGAUUAACGGAAAUUUUAGCUUUUCCAAAAGCAUGGUACCGCCGACGUAUUGUACGACGUUUGUUUUUGGGUGAUCUUAGUGUACAUCAAUCGGCAGGAGUAGAUCCAGAAGUAUUAUAUCCGCCAAAAGAUGUUAAUAAAACAUUCAAAACUCCAGUUAAUGAAAAUACAAGAAGAGCUCAUACAGAUACAUUUUUCCCCAAAAACUCUAUGUGUUCAAGUUUUGAAACAUCACAUCCAUUACCAUUAGAUACAACGCGCAAAUUUAAAUCUUUAGAUAAGUCAUCAAGUGCAGAAUCAUCAGGCACACCGCCAUCCGAAAAAAAUCAAAUAACUGCUUGGGAAACACUUGUACUCUUUGCGGUUAACUUUACAAAACUAAGUGUUCAAAUGAAUAUGGGUAAUGUGAUGGGAAAUGUUGUUUGGUUAACAAAAGAUUUCCAAUCGGAUGGUCGCUUAUCAAUCGGCAGCACAGGAUACAAAAAUAUGUAUAUUGGUAUUUAUUUGGGAAGCUCAUCAUUAGAUGCAAAGGGUGGUAUUGUUGGCGGUAGCUUUGAAGUCAACAAAAUAAAUACUCGUUUUCACAUAAAAGAGCAAACCGGAGUCGAGCCAUAUCAUACAAUGGGUUUAAGUUUCAUGGCUUUAGAAUUGCGACUCGAUUACAUGGGUACAUCAGUGUUAAUGACACGUAUAAGUUCUUUCUCUGCCGCCUUAAAAGACGAGUGGAAAACGACAAUAAAUACUGCUUUUUCGAAUUUUGAUGCUGGAAGUCUUGGUAUUAACACUUCUACAGAGUCUAAGGCAAUAAUAUUUAUACACGGAGACCUCUCUUUGGAUCAACUGCAAAUUAUGAUAUCUAAAUCUACCACUGCCGAUUUGUUAAAAAUGUAUUACAAGCUUGAAGAAUUUUUCACGCAACAGUUUAAGUCUUCCAAACGUGUUUUCUUCAGUUUAGAACCAAGGCUGCACGAUCGUAGUUCUAGUAUGAAAAGACGAAAUAAAAAGAAAGCAAAUGGGGAAUAUUUACCAAACGUACCAGCGGACGGCAGUAACACAGAUGCGCGACAUCAUCGACAUUGGCAGAAACCUUUGGAGCAAGUAGUUGGCCUGAUAGUGCCAACACUAGUUACUCGGUUGCCGCGAUAUGGUACUGUUUUAGGUGGUAGUGUGGUAUUGCAUGGAAAUAAUAUUUCGUUAGCAUGUUUCCAUGGGAUUAAUUUCAAGUCAAAGUCUUGGGCGUUAUUUAGUUUAAAAUCACCUUCAAUCAAUUUCGCAACAGAAGCACGUCAUUGUCAAGAAACAGGACAGGUUUUCGUUACACAAACGUUAACAUCAAGUUUGGGCCCAUCUGGUGAAUUACAACUGCAAAAUCAUUCAAUGGCAAUUGUGAGCAGAAUAUCUCGUACUAUAAUUUUUCCACCACAAUUUAAGACUUUAAGCGAAUGGUUUCAAUAUGCCUUUGCAAAUAGUGAAAUUGAUGCUGUAGAUCGUUUUCCUAUCUUAGAACGUGAUCGUGAGAUCGCUUCAAAUUCCAUUGAACGUACGCGUACUGGAAGUGCCAGUGGAAGUAGCUCCAAUAAAUCACAAGAACAUAAUCACAAUCGUGAAGUAAUUUUCGCUCUGCCAAGUUUACAAUUACAUUUUAAAACUGAGCAUAAACAGGGUCCAACAACGCCUGAUCUUAAUGAAUCGAAACCAGAAGUUAUAUGUAGUUUUAUUACUGAAUUUGAUGAUCAUAUCUUUGUCACAGUUGACGCAGAUGCAUUUUUCUUUUUACACGAUUUAAUUACUUCAUAUGUUAAAGAAAAAGAGAAAGUCAUUGGUGGUCAAUCUGGUAGAGCUGCGUCACCAAAUCUGUCUCAGAAUGUGAAAAAUCAAAAACCUCAUUCGACUGAAGACUUAAUGAAAGAGAAGAAAUCAAAUAUUUUACCAGUAAAUGGAUCAGUUUCAAACACUGCGGUUACCACAUCAACAACAACAUCAACAUCAACGUCAAUGUCUACUGUUACAUCUUCAAAUGUUUUAAAUCACACACUUUCCAGCAACUCAAAUUUAGACCUGACAUUUGUUCAUAAUAGUUCGAAUAGUAAAAUAUCAUCAAAUUUAAAUAACAUAAAUAAAAAUACCAAAGAUCUUGUGAUAUUAACAUCCAAUCCAACAAUAGCCAAUCCGGCAUUUGCAUCGACCGUCGAUGGUAACGUGCUACAAGGAUCGUCAACUGCACCUACGGCAAAUGCAACAGCUUCGGCAUUGAUGGACUUAGAGUUGUUUGUGCGCGACUGGCGUCACUUUGAAUGUCAGACAUGGCACUUAGAACCAACAGUACGUUUACUUUCGUGGGCCGGAAAAUCUAUUGAGCCCUACGGCAUUGAUUACAUUCUAAAUAAGUUGGGCUUCAGUCAUGCACGAACAACAAUACCGAAAUGGUUGCAGCGCGGAUUUAUGGAUCCUUUAGAUAAAAUUCAAGCACUUAUGAUGCUUCAGCUUUUAGCUAUGAUACGAGAGAAUAAAGUCGAAAGCGCUUCAAAAUCAAAAUCCAAUUAUUAGUUUUAAAACCAGUAAAAAAUAAAAAAUAAUAAAAUUCAAUUAUAGCAAAUGCUGUUGACUGUUGGUAUUGCAAAAAGUUAUUUGUUCGUUUGUAUUUUUUUUUUUUGCGCGAGGUACUAAGGUGUUAACAAUGAUUAUUAUUAUUAAUAGAAAUAGUUAUAUUUUUAAUUUAGUUUUUGUAAUAUAUUUUUUGCAUACAUAUAAUGUAAGUGUAUAUUAAAUUUUGGUAUUUAAUUUUGACGAAGAAAAUUUAUGGGGCAAUAAUUAUGUUUGUAAUUUAGAUUUAAAUUGUUUAAAAUUAAUAUGAGUGUAAAAAUAGUGAAUGUUUGCGAAUUUGCAAAUUUGCGAAUCAAUAACAUUUAAAUUUAUAUAUAGUUUAUAUUAAGUUUAGGGCUUCAAACAGAAUAGCUAGACAAAGUGUCUGAAGCAAUUACUCACUCAAAUCUAUCAAAAUUUGCAAUAAUAAUUAAGGUUGGUGCGUCGGCAAUUGUGAUCACUGAUAAAACAAAUUUCUUUAUAUAAAUAAAAAUAUUUUGAAUAAUUUUAAA
Messenger RNA from Teleopsis dalmanni, 16114 nucleotides. RefSeq names its product transmembrane protein KIAA1109 homolog (gene tweek). NCBI's taxonomy places the organism in Eukaryota, Metazoa, Arthropoda, Insecta, Diptera, Diopsidae. Gene Ontology annotation, biological process: synaptic vesicle endocytosis. The transcript is spliced from 43 exons. The record is from RefSeq and is a predicted model, not a curated record. The coding region runs from base 246 to 15566 and encodes 5106 amino acids.